AUGUCGAAUUCAAAGAAAAGAGCCGCAGAAGAUCCGGCCCCAGCCAAAAAGACCAAGAAGAGAAAAUCCAAACAUGCCGUUGAGGAUGAAAACCUCGACGCUGAGCUUGGCCUCAACAUGCUCUUCGCUAAGAUGGAUAGCCAGUUGCUGGCCGAUUACCACGUGCAAAAGCUGGCGAGAUUCGGCACUGAUUUGAGCCCUGUCGAGUUAUCAGACUUGGCUUUGUCAGCCGCUGCUAUCAAGGACACCACCUCAUGGCAGCAAACUAGAUCAUUGGACAAUUUGCCAAGUUUCCUGGAAGAGUUUUCAGAGCACCCCGAGAGCUUGAGCAGGGCGCAGAAGAAGAAUGGCAUGCCUCACACAAUCGUUGUUGCUGGCGCGGGAUUGAGAGCCGCGGAUCUUACCAGAGCUCUACGAAAAUUCUCAGGCAAGGAUAGCUUGGUUGCGAAACUGUUUGCAAAGCACAUGAAAGUCGAAGAACAAGUCACGCUGCUUAAAAACAAAAAGAUUGGGGUUGGUGUCGGCACACCGGCGCGUCUCAUGGAGCUUAUUGACAAUGGUUCAUUGUCGCUAGAUAAGCUGCAGCGCUUGGUCGUCGAUGCCUCGCACAUUGACCAGAAGAAGCGAGGCGUCAUGGACAUGAAAGACACGAUGAUGCCGCUUGCACGGUUUCUUGCGAGGAAGGAGUUCAAGGACCGAUACGGCGACGAGAAGAAGCCCCUUGACUUGAUGUUCUACUAA
This is a messenger RNA of Trichoderma asperellum CBS 433.97, 741 nucleotides long. RefSeq lists its product as uncharacterized. The record is from RefSeq and is a predicted model, not a curated record. NCBI's taxonomy places the organism in Eukaryota, Fungi, Ascomycota, Sordariomycetes, Hypocreales, Hypocreaceae. Gene Ontology annotation, cellular component: 90S preribosome; nucleus.